Messenger RNA from Clupea harengus (Atlantic herring), 4117 nucleotides. Its product is annotated as E3 ubiquitin-protein ligase RNF152. The record is from RefSeq and is a predicted model, not a curated record. Gene Ontology annotation, molecular function: ubiquitin protein ligase activity. NCBI's taxonomy places the organism in Eukaryota, Metazoa, Chordata, Actinopteri, Clupeiformes, Clupeidae.
UAAGGGGUGGGACGACAAUGCAGUUGGUUUUAAAAUAAGGAAGGCAACACAAACAGCGAACCACCUCUCCAGUUGGUUGGACGUGGGAACCACUGUUGAUUUAAUUUCAUGGUCUCUGGACUCCCAUCAGAAUCGGACGUUAGCCGACUACAAUCGCAACGGUCAAAUGUGGAUCGCGGCGCUUUUUGCGCGCGAAUGAGCCAGUAAGGGGCUUCUAUAGCAUUAUGGAGCAGCCAGUGACCCGGACUGCUCUGUGACCUCUCCUUGACAAGAGGAUUCCAACCUGGCUUUUCUACUUUUUAUACCGCUCCUUGGAUGUCUGAAUAUCCUAGAUAAACAAACCCUGACCACGUUUCAUUGAGGUUCUCAAACCAGGCGGCCUUGGAAAAAGACUGGUUCAAACCAACCAGUCAGCAGAUUCUCCUCAGUUAAACAAACACACAAACAAGGUGUCAAGCAGACAGUUCAACAAGGCAACAAUGGAGACAUUGCCCCAAGACUCUAUCCUUGAGUGCCAGAUCUGCUUCAACUACUACAGCCCCCGUCGGCGACCCAAGCUGCUGGACUGUCGGCACACGUGCUGCUCCGUGUGCCUGACUCAAAUGCGGGGUGGUCAGCGUGAGGUCCGCUGUCCCUGGUGCCGUCGCAUCACCAAAUUGCCUGCCGGCCUGUCCGUGUCCCAGCUGCCUGACGACCCGGACCUGGUGGCGGUGGUGGCCAUCCCGCACGCCUCUGAGCACACGCCCGUCUUCAUCCGCCUGCCCAGCAAUGGCUGCUACAUGCUGCCCCUGCCCAUGGCCAAGGAGCGGGCGCUGCUGCCAGGCGAGCUGGGCUGCCGGCUGCUGCCGGGGGGAGCGGCAGGUUUGGCAGCAGGACGAAAGGGCAACGGGGUCGCGGUGGUGGCCAUGACGGAGCAGGAGCCCCUGGGGCUGGGCAGUCUGGAGGGUCUGGAGAUGGGGGAGGGGAGGAGAGGAGGAGUGGUGGGAGGAGGAGGCGGCGUGGGCGGGAAGGGCUCCACGUGGUCGGGGGUGUGCACGGUCAUCCUCGUGGCUUGCGUGCUGCUCUUCUUGUUGGGCAUCGUGCUCCACAACAUGUCCUGCAUCUCCAAGCGCUUCACCGUCAUCUCCUGUGGCUGAUCACACACACAGGUCCCUGUGUGUUUUAAAAGCCCCACAACCAUUCACUCACACACACAUGUAUACACCCUCACACACAUGUACACACACACACACACACACACACACACACACACACACACACACACACACACACACACACCUGACAUCCUCCCAUGGUGAUGCCUGUGUUUGGACACACUGAACUCAAUUAGAAAUAAUCCCUGCAUAUGUCUUGGAGGGGAUGUGGACAUUCAAAACUGGCCUUAUGGAUUGUCUGGAAGUUUGAAGUUUGUGGGACUGGAGAAAUGCAGUUCAUACAAACACAAUUACUCUAACAUACAUACAAACAAGCAAACACACCAACACCAACACCAACACACACACACACACACACACACAGCUACAUUCCUGUCAUUGGAUACUCCUGUUCUCUCGGAGCUGAUCAACUUGCCUAUGGCACUGGAGAGAAAAGAACAGGGUGUGUCCUGCCAGUAGCCCUGAUGCCGGCUGGACUCCAUGUGUCUCUAUGUGUGGUCAGUAGGUCUUGGCCAGUAGAAGCCUUUACUUUCACGGUUAUUAAUUACUGUUUGUUUUUAUCUUUGUAGGUGAAAGAGUACACAACAUACACAAAGUGAGAUGCAAUAUAAUCCAGUAGCUAGACCUUGGCCUGGCUUGUUUAGUUUAACCAACAACAAUUGCACCUUGUGUUAACACGUAGAUAUGCUCGCAAUGUAGUCGAGUAUAUAUGUGAAUGGGUUCCUGUAAUCAGUACUGAUCUUCUUUGUUUUGGUUUCCUUUCCUCGCCAGGAAACCAAGGUACCACCAGGAUGGACAUGCCUUUGUUCAUAACAACGUAUGCAGUGAUCACUCAAUCUUGGUGUUGUCAAAAGCAAACUCAAAACUAAAAAGAACAGGGAGAUAUGUUCAUAUAAUUAUAUUAUACCAGCAACAUGUCAUUUAAAGCACAGAUUCCAGUGGUUGGAGACCAGAUAGUAAUAACAACAGUGUGUUAUUUAAGGGAUUCCCAGGGGAAACUGCUGUAUAUAUCUUUUUGUUCUUUAAUGUCCUCUUGUCCACCGAAGAAAAUACAAUGCAGGUGCUGCUUUUAAGACAGAAGAGGUCAAUGUUUGAUCUUGCCUGUAGCACAAACACACACACACACACACACACACACACACACACACACACACACACACACACACACACACACACACACACACACAUACUCUCCCCGCAUUCAUUGAUCUGGUGCUGAGUGCAGGCUUCGACUCAUGUAAUAGAGCGAUGGAUCUUUCUAACAGUGAUCAUAGUGUGUGUGUGUGUGUGUGUGUGAGAGAGAGUGUGUGCUUGUGUAUGUGUGGCUGAACUAGCUACACAGUAAUCUCAUUGAUUUAUAAACUGUGGUUGUCUGCAGAGACCUUUGACUUCUCCACCUUUUUGUGCCAAAUCAUUUUUCCCUCUUGUCUCUCUUUUCAGUUAAGAGUGUACACACAAACAAACAGGGUGAAGAAUUUUGUAUAGGCAAUGUGUGAAAAGAAAAAUGAUUGUAUUUCACUGUUUGCAGUUAAGUGUGUUUUUGUAUCGACUGAGGAAGCAGCAUUUUGUCUACAGGCUAUGACAGAGGAAUUUCAGCACGUCCUGUUGCAAUGUUUUUUUUCUUUUUCUGUUUUUUUUCUCCCUGAUCGUUGUGGAAACUGUAAAAAAAAAUGUUCAUACUAGUUGUCAGUGUGUCAGACAUGUCUGACAAACUCUUACAACAUCUGUAGAACCUGAAAUUGUGGCUUCUAGAUAGUGAAAUGGGGAAACUAGAACAAGGAACCUAUAUGUGUUCCAGUCUGAGCUGUUGGUCCUGAAAGCCCCAGCUGGUUGGCCAGUGUUCCUCAUCUAGGUAGAGAAGUGAAACCUUAUAGCAUGGAUGAGCCCCACUGUGGUUAAAACAACUCACUUACUGCAUGUUACUGUGGCAUGGAAGGUUUAGCCAUGAGGGCAGGUAGGCUAAAACUGGAUGAAAUGAUCAAUGAAUGUGGGUAUCAAAACAAAGAAAAAAGGGACCGAGGGAUAGAGAGAUUCAGACAGCAUUAGGCCCCUGGAUUUGGUGACUGAUAGGAAAUAAUCAGAUCAUGCACUCGCUGAUCCCAUAUCUCCAGCCUGUUAACUUUGUGAUGGCACUUCAGAGACAGAAGCCAUCAACAAACUAGUGCAUUCGGCACCUUCUGUGGCAAUAUCAAAAUUGACUGUUAAGUAACCAUUGUGUUUGUGUAUGUGUGUGUGUGUGUGUGUGUGUGUGUGUGUGUGUGUGUGUGUGUGUGUGUGUGUGUGUGUACAUGCGUGCACGCACACUCUUGUCCAGGAAUACAUUCAACAUAUUCAGUAACUUCAGCAGAUAUUAACCAUGCUGUAUUUGGGCUUUGACAAUGUCAGUGGAUGGAAUGUAUUCUGCUGCAGUCAAACUUGCUCCCUCUUAGAUCUUGUUUCCUCUCCUCUCGGUCCAUGGGCUUUGGUGCCUUUUGAUUGGUCCAUGUCAGUCAGUGGUUUAUUUCAUUUCUUGAGAAGAGCUGAAAAGUGUCAACAUCUAUGAAGGGAGUAAGGCAUCUUUGGGGACUAAAUUGAUUGGUUUUGGCCUUGUAGUUUCUUUGACAUAUCUACUUUUAUGGGAUUCAAAACUAAGCAUCUAAUGGACUGAUGCAAGGAACAGGUGCCUGAGAAAGGAGUACAUUGUGGCAGUAGUCAGUAGUAACCUUUUUUGCCCAUCUACAUGUACCUUCCAUUUCUCUCCACCAACAAACAAAGCAACAUUUAAAAGAGAGUCAAUAUUGGUCUUUCAAGACUGGUUAACACAAUAUACUACCUGUGUGUGUGUGUGUGUGUGUGUGUGUGUGAGAGAGAGAGACAGGUGAAUGAUGUAGGGUGUGUGUGCAUUAUGUUUGUGUUGUACAGUACUUCUGUUGUAAUGUUUGUUCAUGUCCCAGGGUUUACUAUUAAAUAAUACUUUGAAUCAA